CCGCGCGGCGCUCAGUGCUCGGUGGGCCGGCGGACUCGCGCCACGCCGUAUACGACGCAGUAGUCACCCUCUCCCCCCGUCCUCCCGCCGCGGUCCGCGGACAGGCGACAGCGUGCGCGCGAGACGCGACGACGCGGCGUCGGUGCCUGCAAUAGUUUUUUCCCCGUCGGUGUUUGCCUCCAGGCCAAGUGCUGUUUCGAGAGUGACGGACGUCGAGUGCCGUGUGCUGUGCCGCGAGCCCGCGCAGAGUGUCCUGCAGCGAAACGGAUAAUCAAAAGCGGGGCCGAGCUCCCGCAGUGAGCCGAGGUCGAAGAGAAAUCGGCCGCCGAGAGAGCAGCAGCAGCAGCAGGAGGAGGAGGAGGAGGAGGAGGAGAGCGAGCUCGAGUCCGUUCGGCUAAUGGCGAGCGAUUCAUCCUGCGAAUCCCCGGACGAUCGAGAGAUAAAAGGCGCGGGUGGUCGAGGGGCCGCCGGCAGCGCCGCGUGAUAAUUGUGAGCGAUGAGGAGUCGGCCCGGCCUAUAGCUUUCCGCGUAGCGCACCUGUAGCCUCGUGUUCGAAGAGUGCAAAAGUGCGGAUCCCGCAGCGUUGUGACGGCUGUGCGAGCACUACUGGGAUGAGGAGCGAGCCCGCCGCCGGGUAGAGCGGCACGCGAGGACGACAUGGCGCCGAUACGCGGCCUGGCGCUUCUCUUCCUCGGGCUGGCCUACCUGUUACGCGCCGAGUCCUCGGUCAGGAGCGCCGCCGACGACGCCGCCACGGCCGCCGAGCGCCUGCAGCAGCCCCAGCACGCAGGAGGCGGUCUCCGGCUGAUCGAUGAGGUCGCCGGCGAGAAGCGGGAGGACAGCGGCGGCAGCGGCGGCAGCGGCGGCAGCGGCGGCAGCAGUGGCAGCUCGGCCAAGCACAUACAGCAGCAGCGGACGAGCUCGACGGCGGCGACGACGGCGGCGGCGGCGGCCACUAUCGGCAAGACUCAUUUCGCCGACGACGGCGCCGAGAACGUGACCGCGCUCGUCGGACAAGCGGCCGUGCUGCUCUGCAGGGUUAAGAAUCUUGGAAACAGGACGGUGUCCUGGAUAAGAAAGAGGGAUUUGCAUAUCUUGACGUCUAUGGAUAUCACGUACACGAGCGACGGGAGGUUCACCGUUAUCGGUAAUACGGCCACCUCGGACGAUUGGAAUCUGCGAAUAGAUUACGUGCAGCCGAGGGACGAGGGCAUAUACGAGUGCCAAGUCAACACCGAGCCGAAAAUACACAGGGCGGUCUAUCUCCGAGUCCUAGACGUCCAGGCGGAAAUUUUGGGCACGGAGGAGGUGUACGUGAGGAAGGGCAGCACGAUCAGCCUGACCUGCAUGGUGAACUCGCAGGGCGUGCCGCCGAGCAACGUGACUUGGUACCACGCCGGCACCGUCAUCGAUUUCGACGGACCGAGGGGCGGCGUCUCGCUCGAGACGGAGAAGUCGAAGAUCGGCACGACGAGCAAGCUCCUGAUAACGCGGGCCUCCCUCGGCGACAGCGGCAAUUACAGCUGCGUAUCCAGCAAGGCCGCCCGCGCCACCGUCGUCGUCCACGUGCUGAACGGGAAAGCUCCUCGGCAAAGCGGACGCUUACUUCAGUUCCUUUCGGCGCUGCAAUUAUCCGCGAAUCCGGGCGCCGCACACCACGCCGGAGAUAGUCUACGAGUGCGCCAGGUACUCGAGCUUCUGGGACAUACCGAGCCCCUGGUGGCAGGCGAGCACCGUGGCCAUCAGCUUCGGCCUGGCCAUCGCCGUGAUCGGGGCGCUGACGCUCCUCGCGGCCGCCUCCUCCUUCCUGCCCCAGGUCCUGAAGAAGCGCAAGCACACGAGGCUCCUCGGCUCGCUGCAGCUCCUCGCCGCGGCGAUGAUCUGCGGCGGCCUGGUGAUGUACCCGUUCGGCUGGGACAACCGCGAGGUGCGGGAGUCCUGCGGCAAGGGGGCCAACGUCUACAAUCUCGGCAAAUGCUCGGUGUCCUGGUCGAGCUACCUGCUGGUGGGCGCCGUGGCGCUGCUCAUGCUCUGCUUCGGCCUGAGCUUCUGCGCGGCGCGACACAAGCCCAGUCCCGGCCACGAGGACCCGCUGCGCAUCUGACAAUCAAGAAAGUCGAUUGACGCCUACUCGAGUCAGCAGCAGCAGCAGCAGCAGCAGCAGCAAGCUGCGCCCAAGGGGACGACCAAGCUGUCCAUCGUCACGGUUUGUUGAUCGCGAGGCGCGCGCGCGACACGCCUAAUCGCGCGGCGCCUCCGCGCGCUCUUGCUCCUUCUGACGAGGCCGCUGCUGCCGCGACGUCGCUCAUCUCGGAGGAGGCGACCGGCCGUCGUUCGGAAGCGGCAGCUGCUGCGACCCCCUUGAGCGCUCGGCUGAGGCUUCGGCCCCCUCCAACUCCCGAAGCCUCGACUCUUUUUUAGCCAGCCUAACUUUAAUGAUCAGCGGAAAGGCGUGCGUGCUCAAAAUUCGAAUUGAAAUUCGCGUUUGAAAAAUCGAACGUGCCGGCCUAAAAGGGCUCUCAUCUGCUGCGUGAAAUUCCACCGCGGUCGAGUCAAACACGGAGGCUUGCUCGAGGAAUCAAACGAAUUUGAAAUCGCCCGGAAAAUCGAAAUUGCCGCGUCGUCGGGGAUCGUGAAUCGGAGCCGACGCUGAUUAUGAAUAGACUGAUGGAAAAAAUGCUGCCCUCCGCGGAAUAUUCGCCGGAGCGUGCGUCGCAGCGAUACGGGAAAAAGCAGCUCUGCCAUGCAAAUUUCGAUGCCUCCCGCAAAAGGGGAAAAAAGCCGCCAGAAUUGGCAAUAAUCAACUCGAUCCCGGAAAAAUCUCGAGCGAUUGGCCAUAGACACGGGAAAGCGAGGCGAAAAAGAAUUCCCUCUGCGGCGCUGCUCCCCCCCCCCCCCCCUCUCUCACUCUCUCUCUCUCCCUGUGCUGCGGUGGAAAAAUCGGGAGCGAGAGAGGUAAAAGGCCCGCGGGAGACGGAGAGCGGUGUGCACAGGCAAAUCGAACGAGAGCGGGCUAGCUCUUCCGCUUUAAUCGAGCCGAGUGAGCCAGACAUUAAUUUUGCCGCUGCCGGCGCGCGCAGGGAGAGCCGAGAACGAGGGACUGCUCUUUUUUCCCUGCGUCGUUUGCACAUCUCGGGAAAAACUCGGUGGCCGAUGCCCAAUGAAUUCUGCGCUCCGGCGUUAUUCCCCCGGACGGCGAAAAGUUAGCCGAGGUGUUUUUUCCGAUCGGCCUCUACUCAUUAUUUCGCCGGCAAUGUAUCGCGGACGAUCGUUAGUGACCGUGAAUAAUACAGUGCGGGCUCUCGAAAGCCGGAUGAGCUCUGAAUCGAUCGAGGAAACAAAAACCAUUCGAUUAUCGCAUUCUUGCCGCACUCGUAACCAGCCGGCGCUUUGUUCGGCGCGAUCCCGACGGAUAUGCACAAUGCGCCGGCAAACCGAUGCACUCGGAGACUGAGGGCGCGAUGCACGCUGCGCUGCGCUUUUCGCUCUAUUUACCAAUCGCGCGCAUUGUGCAUCGGAGCUUGAUUUCUAAAUUUUAAUCAACGAAAAUUCGCGCUUCGGAGCCAAGCGAGUUGGGCAAAAUUAUAUCCGCGCGCAGCAAUUGCGGGAGCGUCGCCGGUCGCAUCAUUCAUGAAGUCGAAUGAUUGAAAUGCGAAAGCCAUUCCUGCGCAAGCGCGCCACUCCGAUAUUGUGUUCAUAAUACCAGUGGCUUGAUGAAUUGAUAAUUAUACCUACGCGCACUGGCUCUCUCUCUCUCUCUCUCUCUCUUUCUCUCUCUCACUUGUUUACCGUAAUCCCUCUUUCGCGUUCCCCGCAGGCGAGCUCUGUUUUCGCGGGUCCGGUCAUCAAAAAUUGAAAUGCCCCGCCCGAAAAAGAACGCGUGCGCCAAAGUAGAAGGCGCUCCGUCGAGUCUUUGGCAGUCGGACCGUCGAAAAUUCAAUCGCAGCUCAGCGGGCGCGGAGCGCAGCGAGCGGGGAAUCAUGUCCUCCGGAGCUCGAAUCGAAAGCUCAACCGUGCGCGCAGCCGACCGCUCCUGAUUCAUGACGCGCGCGCGCGCGCGCGCGAAUAUAUACGGACGCCGAGGGGCAGAAGCGAGGGUUAAUGUGCUGGAAGCUCGUUCGACUAGUCGCGGCUCUGAGUUAACCCCCGCGCCUCGUCGACUUAUGUAUUAUACGUACUUCGCAGGGCUUGCCGCUCGCCCGCAAACUUCUUUAUGCUCGAUCGCGCGCGGCCGACUGGCUGGAGGGCGACGAUUUUUCGCCGAGCUGCCUCGAGUCGCGACUUUCCGCGCGAUUCUCAAAGCUAUCGGGGGUUAACGUGCACCGGUGCGGGGCCAGCUCUCCGCUUCGAACUAUCGCGACUACUGAUGGGAGCUGGGGGCGCGACGCGAAAGAGGUGGUCCGGCUGUUUACUGUGUAGUCCCAGUGUAGGAUUCGCGGGGCAAAACUAAUACAUUCAAUCUGAAUUCAAGUGCCCGCGCCGAAAAAGCGAUCCUUGGCCCACACCAGCAUAUAAUGGACUUUUUCGCAGCGGCCGCGGGCGAAAGCAAACUGUCAGUCCGCAGCGGCGGAAUCGCGCGAUAAUGAAGCCGCUGCCAAUCACAGAGCCCCAAAGCACCGCGCGUUUCUCCUCGGUCGAGGGCCUCGCCGGUAAAGGGCUCUCCUCCGCGUCAGCGGCGAUGAAGGCAGGCUCGCACUGCCGUUGUCGGGCGCACGCGCGCGUUUUGCGGUCAGAUAAACGCAGCGCGCAGGAGAGAUCCGCUGGUUGUCAUCUCACUCGACGAUUGCAACGACGCCGGAGCGGGAGGGGGUGGGGGGGGGGAGCGUGCUGCGUAAUUGCUGACCGCGCGGCGCCGGCGAGUCCAGACAUUGCCGAGUUCGGCCGCCUUUUUAGCAGCCCCCUCGUAAACAUGCGCGGCCUGUUUCCGCAUAAAUAUUCCGGCGGCGGCCUCCGGCUCGAAUAAAAGAGCUCCAUCGAUCAGAGCACAAUCGAGCCCGUCAAGUCGUAGAACGUAGAGCGGACAGGGCAAAAUCAGGCCAAUCGGGAAAGCUUCGAGCGACGUAUCCGCCAAUAAUUCUGUCCGCGCGACCGUCGUCACGGGGACGCGGGCGCUCGUCAAAGUCCUCGUCGGCGCGCAAUUAGAUCUUCGCGACGGCGUCUUGUAACUUCGUCUCGUUACCGAGCUCUGAAUCGUUCUUUGGAAAAGCCUCGAGGUACUUUUAAUUUAUGCGCUUUUGCCGGCAGCUGGAGGGCUCCGAGGUCGGAAUAAGGAAAAUUUUUAAUAAGCAAGAAACGGCGAAAUAAUUUUUACCCGCCUUUUACUUGAUUUUUCAAAUCAAGCAGAGCAUUUCAAAUCGCAAUCUUCUCCGCGACAAUGAGUGUAGCUUCCUUUUAUUGCAUCGAUUCAUUGCUAUACGUUUGAGAAAAAAUGCAAACAUGGCGCGAAUAUCCCGGGAUUCGCAAAACCAAUAAAUAUCCCCCAGCGCGUGCUCGCGGCUUCCAAUGAUCCAACCAAUAGUUAUAAUUAUUCCACGCUCCAGCUCGUACGUUCAAACCGACGCUGCGCAUGAAUCGGGCUUUUUCCUCUCGGCGACGAAAUAUUAAAGAGAGAGAGAGAGAGGGGGGGGGAGGGGCGUCCGAGAGAAAGCAAAACUUACGAGCGAUAUUAGAAGUGCCGCUCUGGCGCAUAAAAACGGAGAGCUGCAGCGGGGAAAGUCGUCGUAAAUCGCUUGACGUUGGCACAAAUACGAAAAUGGCGCUACUGAACUGACAUUUAUGAUUUCGACACAUGUCGCGUGCGCGCGAGCGCGAGCCGCUGCCGCCGUGGUCGCUUUGCCGAUUUUAUCUGACGAGCCAUGACAGCGGGAUUUUCAUAGUUACAGACAGCCCGAGCAGCCGCGCACGCGGCGCGAGGCAGUUUUGCCAAUUUCGCCUCUUUUUUCGUCUCGGAAUCGAGCUCGAGGGCUCGCCCGCGCGCUUGUAGCAGUAGUCGAUGAAGCGGACAUUUUGACUGUCAGCGCUCCAUGAUGAUGCUGCUGCGGCGUCGAUUGCGAAAAAGUCCAUUAACAUUCCCUGAAAUAUCCUCCUCUUUUAGUACCAGCGAAGCCAUCGACUGCGCAUUUUUAAAACUUCUCGAUCUGUAGAGUAAAGCUGCGAGGGCAUUUAAAUAACUUGAUGUGUGUAACAGUACUGGCUACUAGGAGAGGUGCGCGGCGCACCGACGAAAGAUGUCAGAUCCGACUUAUUCCGUUGAUACUCGUAGAUUUUUCAGCCUAUAAAGUUAGCAUAUAUCACGACCGAAGAUACGUAAUAUUGUAAGCUCGCGCCAUUAGAUUACAUUAGAUUAAUUCCGAGUUGGCGAAAGCAAGACGUCGAGCCCUAAUCAAAAGUCGCGUGCUUGGGGAAGAAACGGGCUUGGAUAAGUUGAUGUUCCGAUGAUAAUAAUCCAUAAUAGAGGCUCAAGUUUGUAAAAGCCUCGAUACUCGUGCACGAGUUGGCGGCUUAUAAAUGCGCAGGUGUUAAUGAACGCAUCGAAUGAAUCCGUAAGAAUAAGCGAAACUCUGUAUAUAUAAUAUCUAUGUUCGACAUUAUGUAAAUGUUAUACGUAUUAAUAUAUUUUAUAAUAAAAUUACAUGAAAAUGAAAGUC
Molecule: messenger RNA, 6647 nt
Organism: Nasonia vitripennis (jewel wasp)
Lineage: Eukaryota; Metazoa; Arthropoda; Insecta; Hymenoptera; Pteromalidae
Product: LHFPL tetraspan subfamily member 6 protein
Exons: 9
Coding region: 658-2124 (488 amino acids)
Biological process (GO): synapse organization
Cellular component (GO): neuron projection membrane
Source: RefSeq, a predicted model, not a curated record